CCGGCGUAAGACAGAGCAUCUGCUGAUUAGUUAUAGCGAUCGGGUACGGCCCAAGGUAUGCAGCGUCAGGCGGCCUCUCUUUCUACAGCCUUCUGUCGGGUGUAGCGUUCCCGGGGCUUAGCAGUGUCCUUCAGCCAAGCACAGCCUCUUUCGCAGGCUCCCUUCUAUUCCUCUCUGCUCCACACUCGUGCUCCUAACAGUCUCCAUUACUAAACCCCUACUGACGACGACUGCUCGCUUGCUUGAUCGAAGGGCAAUACCGACAAACAGCAAGUUGGGUCACAUGGCGGCGGCGGAAUAUUAUAAUCCAGGCGGCGGCGGUGGCAUGCCGCAGUCGCAAGGCCACCCUACUCCAGUGCAGCGUCCACCGAUGCCUCAGGGCAGCAUGAGCUCGUUACCAUAUCCUGUCUCGGAUGCGCCACCUCCAUACACACUCUUUGCAGACCAAGGACGACCGCAAAGCCAUAGCCAACCGCCACCCAUGAACCGACCACCGCCGAGUAGUUAUGCCCCUCCACCUCUCAACGGGUAUCCACAAGACAAGCCGGACUAUAAGCCAAACUACCCACCGAACGGGCAGUAUCCGCCGCAGCCAAACAGUGUGCCGUACCCGCAGUCACAACCACCACCCCAGCAAGGCUACCCUUACCCCAACGGCAUGCCUCCGGCAAUGUCUACAGUGUACGGUAAUAAUUCCAACCAACGUCCAGGCUACCCGCCACCAAGUGUGUCGUUUCAAGACAACUACGACGACUACGACAAGCGCAGCCGCAGCAGAAGUCGGGACGGAAGGCGGCAUCAUCACCAUCACCGCCACGACCGACCGCAGCAGGAUCGGAAGAAGAGCGGCGGCACCGCAACAUUCUUGGGCGCUGGCGGCGGUGCGAUUAUUGGAGAUUUGAUAUUUCCUGGAUUAGGCACGGUGGGAGGCGCUUUGCUAGGCGGUCUCAGUGGCCAUGAGUAUGGCAAGCAGCGAAGAUCUUACAGCAACCCUAGACCAAGGGAGCGUUCGUAUGUUGACGACCGGGACUAUUACGAAGACGGCCGCGACGGCAGGGGACGUAGAAGGUGAUGAGAUGAUGUUAAUAUGGGCACAAUACGCUACGACGCCGGACGAUCGUGCGGUGCGACUUCUGAAAGAUAUUAGCAAGGCGUUAGCUAGUAAUUGAAUGAAGCUUUCUUUCUCUGCGACG
Baudoinia panamericana UAMH 10762 is the source of this 1193-nucleotide messenger RNA. RefSeq lists its product as uncharacterized. The transcript has a single exon. The record is from RefSeq and is a predicted model, not a curated record. Lineage: Eukaryota; Fungi; Ascomycota; Dothideomycetes; Mycosphaerellales; Teratosphaeriaceae. The coding region runs from base 284 to 1072 and encodes 262 amino acids.